This is a messenger RNA of Frankliniella occidentalis (western flower thrips), 1016 nucleotides long. RefSeq names its product 26S proteasome non-ATPase regulatory subunit 8 (gene Rpn12). The transcript has 6 exons. Bases 57 to 857 code for a protein of 266 amino acids. NCBI's taxonomy places the organism in Eukaryota, Metazoa, Arthropoda, Insecta, Thysanoptera, Thripidae. Gene Ontology annotation, cellular component: cytosol; nucleus; proteasome regulatory particle, lid subcomplex. Gene Ontology annotation, biological process: proteasome-mediated ubiquitin-dependent protein catabolic process. The record is from RefSeq and is a predicted model, not a curated record.
CGCUCCCCUUCCUCCCCGCCCGCAGCCAGCAGCACGGCAGAAUCAUUGUGUUCAUCAUGGCGGCUGCUGUCAAUGACGUUAAGGCUUUGUACAAAAAAUUGCAUACCAAGUGGACUUCAAAGCCACCAAAUCUCAAAGAAUGCGGUGAACUUUUAUCAAAGCUCAAGGUUGGGCUUACCAGCCUUGUUUUUCUCCCGACAUCAAAUGCUCAGCCAUCGGAACAAGAGCUUUUGUUAGCAAGAGAUGUUCUAGAAAUUGGAGUACAAUACAGUAUUGCAACCAAAGAUAUUCCAGCUUUUGAACGCUACAUUGCUCAGCUUAAAUGCUAUUAUCUUGAUUAUAAAUCAAGCCUUCCGGAAUCACCAUUUAAGUACCAACUUCUUGGUCUCAAUCUCCUAUUUUUGCUGUCUCAAAAUCGAGUGGCUGAAUUUCACACUGAACUGGAGUUACUUCCCGCUGACCACAUACAGAAGAAUGUGUACAUCAGGCAUCCAGUAUCUUUGGAACAGUACUUAAUGGAAGGUUCAUAUAAUAAGAUUUUCCUGGCGAGAGACAAUGUCCCAGCAGAUACUUACAACUUUUUCAUUGAUAUUCUUCUGGACACCAUCCGUGGGGAAAUUUCUGCCUGCAUGGAGAAAGCAUAUGAAAAAGUGACACUGAAUGAAGCUGCGCGUAUGCUUCACUUAACCUCGGUGCAGGCUAUUCAAGAAUAUGGGAAUAAGAGAGGAUGGGCUCUGCGACCAGACAACAUGUACCAUUUUGGACCAACAGAACAGAAGCUUGAUGAUGGUUUGCCCUCUGCUGAACUAGCUUCUCAAGUCGUAGAAUAUGCCCGUGAGCUAGAGAUGAUUGUAUAAUGGUGUUUAAAAUUUCUGUAACUUGUAAUUAAACCUGGAACUUUUUUGCUACUGUAAACUGAAGAGAGAUUAAUGUCAUGUACAAUAUGCACUAACAUCUUGUGUAGCCACAAUUUGUAUGAAAUUGAUUAAACUGCUAUAUUUUCUUUUUUAAAUGGA